This is a messenger RNA of Xylona heveae TC161, 575 nucleotides long. RefSeq lists its product as hypothetical. The record is from RefSeq and is a predicted model, not a curated record. The transcript has 5 exons. The coding region runs from base 180 to 518 and encodes 112 amino acids. NCBI's taxonomy places the organism in Eukaryota, Fungi, Ascomycota, Xylonomycetes, Xylonales, Xylonaceae.
AUUUUGCAGCAAAUCAUCUCCCAUCUGUUCCCACACUACAGUACAGCACUGUAGCUCGGCUUGUCCGCUCAAGCGACCCGCACAACAUUUUCGUCCUACCUUACAAAGUACCGUAUGUAAUCUAUCCUGCCAUCUCAAAAGAAACCCGUCAAAGAGUCCCUAAAAAAAUUCAAUCCGAGAUGAAUGCAAAAGAGAGAUACCUCAGCUUUAAAAACCGUCCCGAUGGUCUUCCAUUCGCUACCACCAACGAAAAUGGCGAAGUCAAAGUAUACACGGUCGAAGUAUUUUGCCGCGCGAACGAAGCAAACGUGGGGCAGCCGCCCAGGAUGUGCCGGACCGAAUCCAAGUUCAGCCACACGGGUAAUCUAAGGGUCCACUUAAAAGCCGUUCACGAGCUGCGCCUUCCCAAACUCAAAGCCGGCGCGCCGGCUCGGGCAGACAUCAUUGAGGUCGAACGUAAGGAAUACAAAUUUUCCUUAAAAAAUAUUACCAUUCAGAGUACAGAGUAUCUUAGUUGAACAUGCUAAUUAUGCGCAAUAAUGCGCAAUAGAGUUUCUGGAACAUUUGAUGGAAUG